AGACACCCCGCCUAGACACUCAGCAAGACUCUACUUCUCUGUCGCAACAGCCUCCAUCAACUCUUCCUUACUUCUUGGCCCGGACGAGGACGCAACAAAGCUAUGGUUCCCUCCACCCCGGACUGAAACUCCAUUCCAACCUGGUGUUGCACCAUAUAAUCUUCCGCCAUCCAUCUCAAAGCGACCUCGAACGCCUCUGUUCAUUGCGUUUACCCGCAACACUGCCAUGCUGCAGCAAACCGUCCUGAGCUACAUAGCGGCGGGCUGGCCUCGUGAGGACAUCAUCGUUGUAGACAACAGCGGCACGAUGGACGCAAACUCUUUGGGCCUCCUCACCUCCAAAAACCCGUUCUUCCUGGACUAUGAACUUUUCCGCCUGCGGUAUGGUGUCUCGAUCCUGCAGACCCCGACGCUUCUGUCCUUCGCGCAGCUCAUGAACUUUUACUUGCGGGUUAGCAUGGCGCACGGCUGGCGCUACUUCUUCUGGUCUCAUAUGGAUGUCGCUAUCCUUAGUGACGAGGACGCAAAGCCCUACAAAUCAUUUUAUACCCGCGUGCUCGAGAUCCUGACCGACCUUCGCAUCUCCGCCCUCAAUGUGGACAUCCCGAACGGCGACAAAUGGGCCAUCAAGUACUUUACUUACGACUGGCUGACUCUCGUAAAUGUCCCAGCCUGGCGCAAGAUUGGAAUCUGGGACCCAUUCAUUCCCUACUACGCAACUGAUUGCGACGCCUAUUCGCGUAUCGUGCUGAACGGGUUGACCAAGGACGACGUUCGGGCGGGGCGCAUAUUCGAUCUGCCGGAUGCCAUCAAAGAUCUCGAGCACAAGCUAUUUUGAAACUUGUCCGUACGCCUGAUCGCAUAUGCUUCUCGGCAGGUGGCGCCAAUUUCAGAUUUUGAGAGAUUGUUGGGAUAUGAAGACAUCUGCACCACUGAGAUCGUCUACCGAUACUGCUUGUGGAAGCAAGUGCCUCCACGAAACACUUACGAGUAGCCUUGCCGGUACGGGGAUCGCGGUAAAUCACAGUUAGUGGUGUGAUCAACUCUCGUCAAAAGGACAAGCAGUAACCGAUUUUCGCUGCACGGUGAUCACAGGGGGAGACGCAGUAGGCGAAGAAAACCAGUAAUAACAGGGCCUCUCGAGGCCCCUACAUCCC
This is a messenger RNA of Exophiala xenobiotica, 1157 nucleotides long. RefSeq lists its product as uncharacterized. Bases 227 to 838 code for a protein of 203 amino acids. Lineage: Eukaryota; Fungi; Ascomycota; Eurotiomycetes; Chaetothyriales; Herpotrichiellaceae. The transcript has a single exon. The record is from RefSeq and is a predicted model, not a curated record.